GUUUGCCUGGUUGGUUCAUGACUUUAUUAAAUGAUAAGAUAACAAUUCCUGUCUUCACUGAAAGAUCCACUGAAUUAUCAUAUUAACUCAACUCUAUUUCAUUUUUGACAGUAAUCCUUCCACUUUAAUUACUGACUUCACAAUGUCUGAAAUCAGAUUCAGCAGUCUCACUUGGGAUCAAGUUAUAACACUGGAUCGAGUGUUAGAUGAAGUAAUUCCAAUUCAUGGAAGGGGCCAUUUCCCAACACUGGAGGUAAAACCAAAAUAUAUCAUUCAUGUUGUGAAAGAUCAACUUACAAACCAAGGAAUUAUUGUUAAAGACACCCGACUUAAUGGUUCCACAGCAAGUUAUGUACUUGCAAGCCAUAAUGGAAUUAGUUAUAAGGACUUGGACAUUAUUUUUGGUGUUGAACUUCCAAGUGAUCAAGAAUUUCACGUUGUUAAGGAUGCAGUUCUAGGUUGUCUGCUUGACUUUUUGCCAAAAGGUGUAAAAAAGGAAAAGAUCACCCUUAAGACCAUGAAAGAGGCUUAUGUGCAGAAGAUGGUCAAAGUUUGCAAUAAGGAUGAUCUUUGGAGUCUCAUCUCUCUUUCAAAUAACACUGGAAAGAAUGUAGAACUAAAAUUUGUUAAUUCACUCAGACGGCAAUUUGAAUUUAGUGUAGAUUCCUUUCAAAUUAUUUUGGAUCCCAUGCUAGACUUCUACAGUGACAAAAAUACUAAACUAACCAAAGAAUUAUAUCCUAUUGUGGUAGUUGAAAGCAUGUAUGGAAACUUCCAAGAAGCAAUGACACAUUUGCAAUACAAGCUUAUAUCUACCAGAAACCCUGAAGAGAUUAGAGGUGGUGGCCUUCUGAAGUACAGCAACUUACUGGUUCGUGACUUCAAACCAGCUUGUGAAGCAGAAAUCAAGACCCUAGAACGUUACAUGUGCUCUAGAUUCUUCAUUGAUUUUCCUAACAUAGCAGAACAGCAAAAGAAAAUUGAAUCAUACCUUCGCAACCAUUUCAUUGGUGAAGAAAAGAACAAGUAUGAGUAUCUUAUGACCUUGCGUGGGGUUGUGAAUGCAAGCACUGUUUGUCUGAUGGGUCAUGAAAGAAGACAGACUCUCAACAUGAUCACCCUUAUGGCUUUAAAAGUACUUGGAGAACAGAAUAUUAUACCCAGUACAGACAAUGUAACUUGCUUUUAUCAGCCUGCUCCAUACUUUGCUGCUGAGGGAGGGUACCCUAAUUAUUAUGUAACAUCUGGGCCACCACCCAUUUUCUUCCACCCAUACCACCCACUACAUUUUUAUGUGUCAAAUGGUAUGGUUUAA
Messenger RNA from Carlito syrichta (Philippine tarsier), 1315 nucleotides. It is a transcript of the gene TENT5D, whose product is annotated as family with sequence similarity 46 member D. Bases 143 to 1315 code for a protein of 390 amino acids. The record is from RefSeq and is a predicted model, not a curated record. NCBI's taxonomy places the organism in Eukaryota, Metazoa, Chordata, Mammalia, Primates, Tarsiidae. Gene Ontology annotation, biological process: mRNA stabilization. The transcript has 2 exons. Gene Ontology annotation, molecular function: RNA binding; poly(A) RNA polymerase activity.